CCUGCCAACAAAGAUAAACAUCUUACAGGGAUUCUUUGAAAAACAAUCAUUUGGUAGAAUAUAUUAUCUGAAUCAACAAUAUUUUACUGUUGUGUUCUUUUUCAGAUUGAUCUGAUAACCAACAAAUUGUUGCUAAUUGGCUGAAGAAGAUAAAAGAAAAUUAUUCAAUUUACAUUGAAUCAAAUUGCAACAAACUAUCAAUUGUUAUUUCAACAAACAAAAACGAUCUAGAAGGAAAUAGAAAAUUUUUUCAAAUAUCUUUUUAGAUCAUCAAAGAAGAAAAAUCCAAUUAGUAAUAUCCGAUCUUUGAAGAUUAUCGAGUGAUCCACACAAUUAAUAACAACAACAACAAUAAUUUUAGUAGAACUCUAUUAGCUUGCUAUACACGGGAUCACCUUAUUAUUGGAACUAGAAUAACAUAAUACAUUUUGGAUCAAACAUUAUAGAAUUGAAACUAUUAAAUGUCUAAUUUAAAGGAUAGAAUAGCAGCCUUUGAAAAUAGGAAUAAUACAGGUAGUGGUGGUGCUAGUACAACAAACAAUGCUCCUACCUCAAGUAAACCAACAAGGAUUAACGGAUCAGAAUUAACAUCAACUAGUGGUGGUGGCAGUGGUAGUGGCAAUGGUCACCCAAGUGGUCGUCCUCUUCCUCCAACUAAAACUACUUCAAGCAAUCCUGUAUCAACAACAACAACAACAAACAAUGGUAACAAUACCACAACUCCAAGAACUCUGCCACCAACACCAACCGAUAGAACCUCACUCAAUGUUGGACUGAAUAGAACAAAUACCACUACCAAUAAUAAUAACACUACUCCUCCAACUGUUAGUCCAAGAAUAAUAACAACCACACCUACCAAUACUACCAAUACUACACAAGUUGCUGCAGGUAAUUCUCAGAAUCAUCAGCACCACCACCCAACAACAAGCCAGCAUCAACCUUCUCCAACCAUAAAUACCACCCCAACAACGCAACAAGAAAAUAGCGCAACAUUAACUCCAGUAUCACCAUCUUCAUCUCCAACGCAAACACUCACAAGAGUUAAUUCUGCUGGACAACAGGACAAUCUUUAUGAUAUGACAAAUAAUGAGGACGGAAAUAUGGAGGACGAUCCAAGAAGACCGAAUGAUGUAAAUGCUAUUCAUCAAUUGCCAAAAAACAAACCUGCUGUACCUAAAAAGUUUAGAAAUACUCCAGGUACUACAACUACAAAUUCAACUUUGGGUAGACCAACACCAAAAGUUCCACCUUCAAUUCCACAAGCCAGAAGAGCUGUUACUUCUUCAGUCACACAAGUCGAUCUACCAACUUCAGAAAAUGGUUCUGAACCAAACACAACCACAACAAAUGUUGAUCCAGGUUCUACAAUCACCUAUUCCGAUUCAUUCAAUUCAUCAAGAAUAUCUAUUCGUCCAUCAGCCAAUGGAAUGCCUUAUGCUUCAGGAAUUGUUGGAUUAGGCGAUAAGCUCCCACAAGGAAAAUUCAUUCCUUAUGUUCCACCUGAAGUUGAGGAUACUGUUGUUAGUAGCUCUCUCACAAAACAAGUUAAACUUUCUAUUACAUCUGAAUCAGAUGCUGAAACAUUGGAAUUCCAGGAAAUUUACAAACAUCCAACUAAAAAACAACAAGAUGCUGCUGUUAUUCUUCAAAAGUAUAUCAGAAGAUGGGAUGCUAAAAAGGCCUACAAAAAGAUGCAAAAAGCCAGACUUAACAGAGAAAAUUGUGCCAAGGAAAUUUUGUCAACAGAAAAGUACUAUGUUGAAUCACUUAACAUUCUUCAAGAAGUUUAUCUUAAACCAUUCAAAGCUAUGGCUGCAAAGGAUAAACCAUUGAUCACCAAGGAAGAAGUCUCUGCUAUUUUCUCGGAUAUUGAUGUUAUUUUGAACUUUAACAAUACAUUUUUGAAAGAUUUAGAAGAGAGGCUCCAAAACUAUGUAUACACUGUUACGAUCAGUGAUAUUUUCCUCCAAAUUGCACCUUUCUUUAAAACUUAUUCACGAUACUGUAACAAUUUUGAUAAGGCAAAUGAAGUCCUCAGGGAAUGCAAAAAGAGGGAAGAAUUCAAGGAACAAGUUUCCAAGAUGGAUAAGGAUAGUAGAACCUCCAAGUUAGGUCUGCAAAGUUAUCUUAUUCUCCCAAUCCAACGUAUUCCAAGAUAUAGAUUGCUUCUCCAAGAUUUGAUCAAACAUUCAGGACCUUCCCAUCCCGAUUACAAAGGAUUGAAAUUGGCUCUCGAAAAGAUUUGUGAAGUUGCCGAUCACUUGAACAAUACAAUGAAGAGUAUUGAAGCAACCAAUGAAAUUAUCAAGAUUCAAUCCCAAUUCUAUGGUGAAUUGAAUUUGGUUGAACCUCAUAGAAAAUUCUUGAAAGAUGGUGCAUUGCAAGAAAUUGUUUCCGCUGACUUUACCAAAACAAGAGAUAUCUAUGUUCAUCUUUUCAAUGAUAUUAUUCUCCUUUCACAAAAAUCAGGGAAAACUUUCACCCUCAAACUUCAACUUCCUCUCAAUGAUUUGAUUAUUUUCAGCUACCUAAACCAAGAAGAUCAAAUUGAUGACACAAUCUUUAAAUUACAAUCACCAAGUAAGGCAAUCAUCAUCAAGACAGCUACACCAGCCGAAAAAAAUAGUUGGACCAUCACUUUGCACAAUUUGAUUAAUGAAUCUAAAAUUUCCAAGAAGAAUAAGACACUCAAUGUGGAUGUACAUACAAUUGCUGACGAUUCUUCAACUACAUUUGCUUUGGCUAUGAGUGACAAUGAUGGUAUUGUCAUUCCACCUGAAGAGUGUAUCAGAAGAAUGAAGGCUGGUUCUACUAUGCUCAAAUAUUGUCGUACUGGUAAGCCUCACUUUAGAAGAUUUGUAUUGAGUUCUGAUGAAACUGAACUUAUGUGGGGAUCCCCUAAUAAGCAAUCUAACGAAUCUAUUGUGUCUCUUACUGAUGUCAAGAAGAUUUGUUACGGCCAAAACACAGCAAUUUUCCAAAAGUAUAAGAAUCCUGAUCUUGAAGGUCUUUCAUUCUCAUUAUUGUACAGAGAUAGAACUUUGGAUAUUGUAUGUAAGGAUAAGCAAGAGUAUCACACAUGGGUACAAGGUAUCACAUACUUGUUGUCACACUUGGAUUCCAUUUUAAAGAAGAAGACUGUUGUCCCAGUUGUUGGAAACGAACCAAAAUUCGCACCAAUCACCAUCGUCCACGAUAUGGAAAAUGAGAAACAAAAAUUCAAGGAACAAUUUGAAAGAAUUGGUGAUGCUUAUACAUGGGGUCAAGGUGCUAGUGGUUCACUUGGACACGGAAAUCAAGAAGAUAAGAAGGAGCCUCUGGUUAUGAAGGACUUUUUAUAUUUGGAUGUUUCUAUGGUUGCUUGUGAAAAUUCUGCUGGUGCUGCUGUCAUGUUUACAGGAGAAUUGUUUACAUGGGGCAAAGGAGAAAAAGGUAGAUUGGGUCAUGAAACAUUUAGAAAUAUGCCAGUUAAACAAAUUGCUGCUGGUAGUGCACACAGUGGUUGUAUCACAGAAGGAGAUGGAGCUGUUUACAUGUGGGGAAGUGGUAUUUAUGGCCAAAUUGGUAACAAUACUAAUACUCACGCUUUAACACCAAUGAGAGUCAAGUUUGGUAAACUGAAAGCCAAACAACUUGUAUGUGGUGUUAAUCACGUACUUGUUCUUAUGGAAGAUGGAUCUGUUUACGGUUGGGGAGCUGGUACUUAUGGUAGACUUGGUAAUGGUAAUGAAUCAGAUCAACGUGUUCCUGUAAGAAUUAAUUUCUUUGACGAUAAGAAUGUUCGUGGAUUGGGAGCUGGUGGCAGUAGUAGUGCUGCUGUUUGUGCUCACCAAUGGGUUCCUGAUAAGGAUGCUGAUGAUUGUAUGAGUUGCAAGUCAAAGUUUACAUUCCUCAGAAGAAGACACCAUUGCAGAUAUUGUGGUGGUAUUUUCUGUGGAAGUUGUACUGGUAAAAGAAUUACUCUUCUUCGUUUUGGUUUUGAUGAACCAGUUAGAGUUUGUGACAAUUGUUAUCAAAUUCUUACAAACGCUGCUCAAACCUACAAGAGGUAAUUUGUAACAUAUAAAACUAUUUAUUUAAAAUUUUU
Messenger RNA from Naegleria gruberi, 4087 nucleotides. Its product is annotated as RhoGEF domain-containing protein. Gene Ontology annotation, biological process: intracellular signal transduction. The transcript has 2 exons. The record is from RefSeq and is a predicted model, not a curated record. Gene Ontology annotation, molecular function: protein binding; metal ion binding; guanyl-nucleotide exchange factor activity. Bases 462 to 4052 code for a protein of 1196 amino acids. Lineage: Eukaryota; Heterolobosea; Eutetramitea; Acrasida; Naegleriidae.